Messenger RNA from Pecten maximus, 4638 nucleotides. RefSeq lists its product as uncharacterized. Bases 429 to 4502 code for a protein of 1357 amino acids. Gene Ontology annotation, molecular function: serine-type endopeptidase inhibitor activity. The transcript has 18 exons. The record is from RefSeq and is a predicted model, not a curated record. Lineage: Eukaryota; Metazoa; Mollusca; Bivalvia; Pectinida; Pectinidae.
UCUUCCUUUUAGCCAAUAGAUAACUGCUACUUUGCAACUGUUCAAGACGUCUAGCCAGACUUAGAACUAAUGUUACGUAUGUAUAGACUGUAUACCAUUAUGGCCAGUUAAUUGACGUUCCUGUGGAAUAAUCAUGGCUUCUUACAAAUGAACGUAUUCCGACACGUAUCUGGAUAGAAGGCAGACGAAAGUCUAAAAGAAAGAUUACGUUCGAUUUGUCAACAUUGACCUUUCAUUCCGUGACUCAAGUGGGCACCUGCUAAUUGAUAAACAAGAUGCUAGAGAUGGAUUAGGUAAUAAUUAUCAUACGAUCGUGUGCUGUAAUCUGUAUCCGGAUAGCUGGUCCGGGCCUCCGGUCCGAUGUUAGAUUGACUAUCGUCGUCUACACACAGCACUGUGCUAGAGAACGAACAACCAUCCGUCAUUAAAUGAAAGACGGCAACAAACGACAUUACAUAGGAUUAGAAAAUAUCACCAUGUUAAUUUGGAUUCUUAUGUUUGCCGUCACAAGCACAGCCGGAUACACGUUUUGUCCUCAACGAGUCAACUGUAUACCUGGUUGUGUGAAGAUAGAUGAAAGAGGAUGUAAAGAGUGCGCAUGCGGGGAACUGAUGUUUCAUCCCGGAGGGUAUUAUGGAAUGACAGGAAUGAUAAGUGGAGGAGGAGGAGGAGGAGGAGGUGGAGGAGGGUUCGGCGGAUCAUUCCCUAACUUUAAACCUGGCACAUUAGCAGGGGGCAGUCCAUUCGGAUCCAUACAGGGGGCCAAUCAUCAGCCAGCUAAGGAGAAACCACUAAAGGAAUGUUCCGGAACCCUCCUUUGCAUGACAACCUGCCAUGGACAAUACUCCCUGGGGGCUGUAGGCAGUAAUGGCUGUCGUUCGUGCACAUGUCCCCACCACGCACCCACGACGUCACACACCACGUCACACACAGUCAAUACAGUGUCACAUUCAACAGCACACGUGCAGUUCGUGCAGGCAACACACCACUCGUCAUGUACGGGCACCAAAUUAUGUAUGGCCACAUGUCAUACUAAAUACACACUCGGAGCCAUGGGACAUGAUGGCUGCCAGUCCUGCUCCUGUAUGCCAGAAACAACCCCAGCCCCGAAGCCGGUACCAACAAAGACAUGUAUGCAAACAUAUCUGUGUAUGUUAUCUUGCAAAACCGGAUAUACUCUCGGAGAAACCGGAAGUGACGGUUGCCAAACUUGCACGUGCUUACCGCCACCUACAGCGGCGCCAACAACUCCAGCUUCAAAGCCACUCGAGUGUGAAAAGACUUUGAACUGCAUGCUGUCGUGUACGUCCGGGUACCAGUUAGGCAACACGGGUCCUGAUGGUUGCCCAGUGUGUAGCUGUAUCCAGACUGUCUCUCACGUGGUCGAGGUUUUACAGGUCACAUGCCCGGCAGAAUUGCACUGUGACGUAUGUUGCAACAUUGGCUACAAAUGUGACAGUAACGGAUGUCCUGUCUGCGAGUGUAUCGCGCCUGCGUCUGUUGGGUCGACCGCUGUCAUGGUGAUACAGAAGCCUAUGAAGUGUCCAGCCGCAUUUUCCUGUCAUGCGCCGUGCCACGACGGCUACAAAUGUGGAGACGACGGUUGUCCAACAUGUGAAUGUCUAACAAUUGUGACCGUGCAACAAGUUCAAACACACCACGAAGAACAUUGCGAUACAUGUGGAACGCAAACUAACGGAGCAUCAGGUCAACAACAGGUGAUAAUAGCACCAUCGGCUACUGGGCACCAGGCAUGCACCGACUGUGAUCACGUGACAACCCACGUGGUGGCAGUUACAGCCCAUCAUGAUGUAGGUGUGCCUUCAAACAACGGAAAAGAAACGUGUAAUGAGUGUGAAUCGGGUAGUACAAACACAAUAACAGGAACUGGCAGUAGUUCAAUCACGUUACAACCAGGACAGCAGAUAGUUAAUGGUGGUGGUGCAUCGUUCAGUAGCUCCAGCAGCGGUUCGUCGUCAGGAAUGUCAGGUGGAGGCGCACCUUUCGGUAUUUCUAGCGGUGGUUCACCCUUCAGUAGCUCCAGCAGUGGUUCAUCGUCGGGAACUUCAAGUGGAGGUUCACCUUUCGGUAUUUCAGGCGGUGGCCCACCCUUCAGUGGCUCCAACAGCGGUUCAUCGCCGGGAACAUCAAGUGGAGGUUCACCUUUCGGUAUUUCAGGCGGUGGCCCACCCUUCAGUGGCUCCAACAGCGGUUCAUCGCCGGGAACAUCAAGUGGAGGUUCACCUUUCGGUAUUUCAGGCGGUGGCCCAUCCUUCAGUGGCUCCAACAGCGGUUCAUCGUCGGGAACCUCAGGCGGAGGUUCACCUUUCGGUAUUUCAGGCGGUGGUUCGCCCUUCAGUAACUCAAGCAGCGGUUCAUCGUCGGAAACUUCAAAUGCAGGUUCACCUUUCAGUAUUUCAGGCGGUGGUUCACCCUUCAGUAGCUCCAGCAGCAGUUCAUCGUCUGGAACGUCAGGCGGAGGUUCACCUUUCAGUAUUUCAGGCGGUGGUUCACCUUUCAGUAGCUCAACCAGCGGUUCAUCGUCGGGAACGUCAGGCGGAGGCUCAACUUUCAGUAUUUCGGGUGGUGGCUCACCCUUCAGUAGCUCCAGCGGCGGUUCAUCGUCGGGAACGUCAGGCGGAGGUUCACCUUUCGGUAUUUCUAGCGGUGGUUCCCCUUUCAGUAGUUUCAGCAGCGGUUCAUCGUCGGGAGUGUCAGGCGGAGGUUCACCUUCUAUUGGUGCAAGCAGUGGUUCUGCAUCGGCUGCAUCAAGUGGAAGUUCACCGUUUAUUAUUUCCGGCAAUAACUCACCUUUUGGUGCGACAAGCAGUGGUCCAUCAUCAGGACAAUCUCUCUUCACGCCAGGAUCUUCGGAGUCGGGAAGUAAUGCACCAGCAGCUGGUGUUCCUACUUUUCUGAAUGGGUACCAGUUCGGGGGAUCUGUGCAGACACUUUCUGGUCCUAAUGGCUCGACACUCGCACCUCCUUCUCAGAUCAAUGGCACCUUUGGACAAUUUACUCCAGGUCAGGGUUCUCAAGGUGGUAAGGGAAACUGGUCCGGUGGCCCGUUCAAUGCUGGCGGUGCAGGUCCAUUUGGUAACAAUGGCGGUGGAUUCCAUUUCAGUACAUUUGCACAAGCUGCAGCUGGUGGAUCAGCAGGACAGGGGCCCUUUUCUGUUGCUGCUACAAACAGUAGUUCUGGCGGUGGGCCUUUUCCUGGUGUCUCGGGAGGCAGCAACUCUCCCUUUGGAAUUUCGUCAGGAUCUGGAGGCGAAGGAUUUGGUAGCGGACCAACAAGCGGCUCUAGCGGCAAUAAACCACCGUCCAUUGGUAGUUCUGGAGGUGCAUCAAUUGGAGGAACUUUGGGGUCUUUGUUCGGGGGUCACAGUCCAAUGAGUGGAGGAUUUGGUGGACACGAUGGUAAUACCCAACCAGGAUCCACAACUUCUCAAAACACAAUAGACCAUAUCAUAAAAAAUUGUCCGGGAACUAUGCACUGUAUGACAACAUGUCCAUUAGGAUAUUCGUUUGAUGACGUGGAUAACAAUGGCUGUCCAGUUUGUUCCUGCCUGGCUGGAUCCGGAGAAGUGAUGACAGGACUUCCUCAUCAAAAUGGGGAAGGGGCAGAUGAGGAGAGUGAAUUAAAGUAUAUCAUCCAAUCAGCAGUCGAUACACAAACCGCGGGUGACAGGAAUGUCCUACCGCAGCAGGCUGCUUUGGGUACAUCCUGCCCAAAACCGUUCAAAUGCUCAGUCACGUGUUCUCUAGGGUAUGCAAGAGGACUUGACUCGUGUCCAACAUGUGAGUGCAUUGAGGAUCAAAAACAUCCAUCUCAAAAUAAAGAAAUCAGCUGCUUGGAGACGUUUGCAUGUUCUAAACGUUGUGACUCUGGUUACAAGCGUGGAUAUGAUGGUUGUCCUUUAUGUGACUGUGUUCACGAGGAGGAAUGUCACGAGUGUGUACAGCCAACACCUACCCCUAAACCGAACCAAGCUGCCGUUGUCGCCAUUUUGAAGAAGUGUCCACAAACGGAAAAGUGUAUGACGUCAUGUACACACGGUUAUCACAUGGGCAGCGCGGGUCCAGAUGGAUGUCCUACGUGUUCAUGUGUGGAAAAGGAAACUUGUCAUGAAUGUACAGAGAAUCACCACACAGUACAAGCUGUCCAGGUACAAACCAGCUCUACAGAACACUGCCACGAAUGCGAUACAGGUGGCCAUCAGGCACAGGUGGUAGUGACGUCACAAGUAGGUGGUGCAACCUCAGGAGGUGGCAGUGGUGGGGCUGUCUCCAGUGGUUCUUCUAUCGGCAGUAAUGCGUCCGGUGGAACAAUGGGAGGCAGUGGAGGUUUUAUGGGUGGUUCCGGAGGCAUGUCUGUCGGUGGUGGCAGUGGCGGAGGAAGUCAGUGCCGCCCCCUCCCCCCGGAUUGUCAUCCGUCCUGUAUAGUCUAUGACGUGGCACACUGUCGGCAAUGUCGCUGUCGCUCAGGUCCUAUGCAUUGAUUGUGUUACUGAAAGCUUGUGAUUGAAUCCAGACGACAAAUCAUCAUUAAGUUUCAAUGCCUUUAUUUAUAUUUAGCCUUACUGUUCAUUGUCCCUGUAGAAUUAAUAACCACAAUAAACAGUUAUGUAUAUUGUU